AUGAGUGACAAGAUAGAUGCAGAACAAUUCAUAAAAGAGGAACUGGAGCCCCCCUCUUGGCUCAAUUCCCAGUUUAUCGGACAAAUUCUAAGCGAGCACGAAGAGGCCUCAGAGCUGCAAGUGAUUGAUUUGAAAAUCAGACCCGCAAGCUUCGAGGGAGAUCACUAUGCCAGCCUAAUGUUUCGAACUACUGUGGAGUAUACCACCGCGAAGGGAAAGUUCUCCAAACACCUUAUUGUCAAGACGGAGUCGGAGCCGAAGGGACCCAAAAAGGAAUCACAUAUGUUCGAAACUGAGAUCGGGAUGUACUGUCAUGUUCUACCGGAGUUCGAGAGGAUUUUACGGGAAGCUGGGGAUAAGACAAAGUUAUUCGUACCCUGCCUUUACCAUAGCCUUGAACCGCACAAGGUGAUGAUAUUCGAGGAUCUGGUUCCAUUGGGUUACUCAUUGAUCCGGACACGUCCCGUUGAAAAGGUGGAGCUCAAAACAGCCUUCUCCAAGCUGGCGAAGUGGCAUGCAGUCAGCAUGAAAGUUAUCAAGGAGCAACCUCAACUAGUAGAGCAGUUUAAAUAUGGACUCUUUGAUGGGAUUAACAUCCAGACAGACUCUUUCAUAACUUCUGGCAUCUACAAAUUUAUAGAAAUGCUGGACAAAUUACCGAAGUUAAAGAAGUACAAGCCUCAUUUUGAAAAAAUUAAAGAUAGUUAUUUGCAACGAUUGAAAGAUGAGUGGCUAGAACAUCGCGAAAAUCGGAGGCUUGAUACGUACUACGUGCUGAGCCAUGGUGACUUCCACAUACGCAACAUAAUGUUCAAGAACAAUAGGGAGACGGGAGUCCAUGAGGAUGCUAUGCUGCUGGAUUUCCAGUUGAGCAAUGUUUGUCCCAUUAGCUCUGAUUUGAUAUUCUCCAUCUAUAUGUUGCUGGAGCCAGAACAGCGCCGAGAAAUGGGAAAGGACUUAAUUGACUAUUAUUUUAAUGUUUUGCUGGCCACUCUAAGGAGCAUCAGAUACCAAGGUGAUAUGCCAAUCGAAUCAAAAUUCUGGGAGGAAAUCCGGCGAAAUAAGUAUUUUGAUUUCUUCUUGUUAAGCACUUUUCUUCCUCCGAUUCUGGCAGUAAAAUCAAAAAGUUAUAAGAUGCAUGAAAUAGUCCCUAACCCGGAAAUAUGUCAAAAGGUCUACUUCAUGGACACUUACGUUGAAGAUGUCACCAAACUGUUGCCUCAAUUCGACAAACUCGGCUAUUUUGAGGGUCUCUAA
Molecule: messenger RNA, 1257 nt
Organism: Drosophila eugracilis
Lineage: Eukaryota; Metazoa; Arthropoda; Insecta; Diptera; Drosophilidae
Exons: 3
Coding region: 1-1257 (418 amino acids)
Source: RefSeq, a predicted model, not a curated record